UAUGUCACAGGAGUGGGAAACCAAAUUUGGGCACAGUUCCAUAGGAUUGAAGGGACAGCUCUAACAGCAGACUUUUAUGGCAUGGGGUCCGUCUUUUUUUGCAGAAGUCAUGUACACCGUACGUUGGAUGGUGGAUGAGGAUGCAUGGCAUCGGGCGGGCCAUUUUGUCCGCUGCACAGCCAGUGCCGUCCACUGAGGGGAAAACCCACUGAGGGGAAAAUCAGUCAUUCCCAACGCCUUUAUAUAAAGUCCACACUAUAAAAACUGUUCUAGCAUUUGAAGUUAUAUCCAGCAAAAUGAAAAUGGUGGGAUCACUCAUUUACUGUUUUGUAGUCUGUAUAUGCCUCUGCCAAUGUUUGGCAUUUCCAGUAGAUUAUAAUAAUACAGCAGUGCCUGUGAAAGGGAAGCUCAAUGUGCAUUUAGUCCCUCACAGCCAUGAUGACCUUGGAUGGCUUAAGACUGUUGAUCAGUACUUUGUUGGGUCUAACAGUUCAAUCCAGGUGGCAGCAGUUCAAUACAUCUUGGAUUCUGUUGUUUCUGCCUUGCAGGAAGACCCAAACAAGAAGUUCAUCUAUGUAGAGACGGGUUUUUUUGCAAGAUGGUGGAGGCAGCAGAAUGAAAAAAAGAAAGAAAUUGUUCGGAAGCUCGUGGCUUCUGGGCAGCUUGAAUUCAUAAAUGGAGGCUGGGUUAUGCAUGAUGAGGCAACUGUAAUGUAUGUGGACAUGAUAGAUCAAACAUCUCUCGGGCACAGAUUUCUUAUGAAAGAGUUUGGAGUACUACCUGUCACUGGUUGGCAGAUUGAUCCCUUUGGACACUCAGCUGUUCAAGCCUAUCUGCUAUGUGCCGAGGUUGGAUUCUCUUCUUUGUUUUUUGGAAGGGCUGAUUACCAAGACAUUGCAAAUCGAAGAAAUCGUCGGACCAUGGAAACGAUCUGGCGUGGUUCUAAGACCCUAGGAGCAUCUGCACAGGUAUUUACCGGAAUACUUCCUAACCUUUAUGUUCCUCCGGAUGGCUUUGACUUAGGUAUUGCAACGACGGAAGCUGUGGUUCAGGAUGAUCCUUUUCUAUAUGACUAUAAUCUUGAGGAAAGAGUCAACAGCUUUGUUAAGAGUGCUAGGGACCAGGCCAAACAGUAUCGCACAAAUCAUAUAAUAUGGACUAUGGGGGAAGACUUUGCUUAUGAAAGUGCAGGUACUUGGUUCAAACAGAUGGAUAAACUCAUACAUUAUGUGAACAAGGACGGCCGUGUGAAUGCUUUCUACUCAACUCCAACAAUCUACACUAGAGAAAAAUAUAUGUCCAAUGAAAUUUGGCCUCUGAAGACAGAUGACUUUUUCCCAUAUGCAGACCACUCAAACGCUUAUUGGACAGGAUAUUUCACUAGUCGCCCUGCCUUAAAAGGUUAUGUGAGAAAGCUCUCAGGGUUUCUUCAGGCAGCAAAGCAGUUAGAGUUUCUUGUGGGUAGAAAUAAGAGAAAGCCUAACACCUAUUCUUUGGAAGAAGCAAUGGCAAUUGUGCAGCACCAUGAUGCAGUAGUUGGUACUUCUAAACAACAUGUGGCCAAUGAUUAUGCUGCACGUCUUUCACAUGGUUCCCUAGAGGCUGAGAAUGUAAUGAGCUCAGCAUUAGUCUGCCUUAUGAAUGGCAAAUCAAGUAACUUCUGUGGAGAUAAGAUUUCCAGUGAGCAAAGAGCUCAGACAGAACCAAAAAAGGAAAAUUUGUUUGAGGAAAUAGAUUCAGAAAGUAUUUCAAGGGAUAAAAUAGAACUUGAACAGUGCCCUCUUAUGAAUAUCAGCUACUGCCCCAAAUCUGAAGCCAAUUUGGAUACUGGGAGGAGUCUGGCAAUUGUUUUGUAUAAUCCUUUGGGAUGGAAGCGCAAUGAAGUUAUAAAAAUACCGGUAACAAAUACAACUUUGGAAGUAUUGGAUUCCAUUGGAAACAAAAUUCAGACUCAGAUUGUGCCAGUUGAUCCAGCAACCAGAAGAGUACGCAAUUUCUACACACAGGACAUGUCAGUUCAAGCUGGGCCCUUGUUUAAUUUAUAUUUUGAAGCUUCAGUUCCUCCUCUUGGUUAUUCUGUCUAUUUCCUAAAAGCUGCAAAGAAUGGAGCUUCUGCUGCAGGAACUCUGUCAAUGAAGCCAGGACAUAUCAAUGGAGAAAUAAUUGUGGAUUCAACAAGGAUUCAGCUUGCAUUCUCGAAGUCUACAGGGCUGCUGAAGGAGAUCAGAAAUCAUCAUAAUAAUGCUGUCUUCCCCAUAAAUCAGUCACUUUGUUGGUACAAUUCAAGUGAUGGAAACACCAGAAAAGGAACGUAUGAGGCCUCUGGUGCUUAUAUUUUUCGUCCUAAUAUUUCAAGAUGCUUUCCUAUUGAGGAUUCUAAGAAACAGGUUAUACAGUCCGUCACUAAAGGCAAUGUUGUGAGUGAAGUAUAUCAACAGUUUUCUCCCUGGGCAUCACAGGUAGUUCGGUUGUACAAGAAUGCAGAAGAUGUUGAAAUUGAUUUCUUGAUUGGACCAAUUCCAAUUGAUGAUGACUUGGGAAAGGAGGUGGUAAGUCAAUUUAGAACAAAUAUGGUGUCAAAUAAAGAGUUCUACACGGAUUCCAAUGGACGAGAUUUCUUGAAGAGAAUAAGGAACUACCGAGCAGACUGGAAUUUAAGUGUACAUGAAAUAAUUGCUGGAAACUAUUACCCUCUGAAUCUAGGGAUAUACUUGAAAGACAAUGACACAGAAUUUUCUUUGCUUGUUGACCGUUCUGUUGGAGGUUCAAGUGUUUCCGAUGGGGAGCUAGAGCUGAUGCUUCAUAGGCGGUUACUCCAUGAUGAUAACAAGGGUGUUGCUGAAAACUUGAAUGAAACUGUAUGCUUCGAUAACAAUAAGACAUGUGAAGGCUUAACUGUACAAGGUAAAAUAUUUCUGAAUGUAAAUCCUACAGAACAAGCUUCAGAAUGGAGACGUACAAAGGGACAGAGAGAAGUUCUACCUCUACAAAUUUUCUUUGUAACUGUAGGAGAUGAAAUUAAGAUUAAGGAACCUCAAUUUUCGGCAUUGGCAAAAGGGUAUGAACUACCGCCAAAUGUUGCCAUCAUCACACUACAGGAACUGGAAGAUGGACAAACCUUGCUACGUUUAGCACAUCUUUAUGAGGCUAGUGAAAAUGUCAAGUUGUCGGUGCCCGCAACUGUUGAUAUUCAUAAUUUAUUUCCAGGGAGAAAGAUUAAAAAGAUUGUGGAGCUUAAUCUCUCUGGUGUCCAAGAGAAAUCAAAGAUCAAAACUUUGAAUUGGAAAGUUGAAGGGGAUACAGGUUCAUCCGCCGGAGCACCUAGAAGAGAUGCAUUAAAGGAUGGAGAACACAUUGUAGAACUCUCACCCAUGGAAAUAAGGACCUUCAAUCUUGAUUUUGAUGUUUGAAUAUUUUAUCUUUCUCAGUAAGAAUUAUAUAUCAAGUUUUAAGGACCUCAACUGGGAUCCAUGGCCAUGAAUAAAUAUUAAAUUGGAAAAUAAAAUUUCUGUUUUAUGCGGAAAUAUGAGAAAUUUCACGUGGAGUUAGAACACUCCAAAUGUGAUGUCAUGCAGAAACAAAUUAUUAUCCACGGUCAUGAAUAAAUAUAAAAUUAGAAAAUAAAGUUUCUGUUU
Cryptomeria japonica (Japanese cedar) is the source of this 3635-nucleotide messenger RNA. Its product is annotated as alpha-mannosidase. Gene Ontology annotation, biological process: mannose metabolic process. Lineage: Eukaryota; Viridiplantae; Streptophyta; Pinopsida; Cupressales; Cupressaceae. The coding region runs from base 297 to 3410 and encodes 1037 amino acids. The record is from RefSeq and is a predicted model, not a curated record. The transcript has 29 exons. Gene Ontology annotation, molecular function: alpha-mannosidase activity; carbohydrate binding.